AUGAAGCAUGAAAUGAGGAACAUCAAUCCACGAUGCAUAUCCCUCUUGUUUCUUCUCUUAAGUUUGCUUCUUGGAAAUUGUGUUGUUCAAGCCUCAAGAGCUCGUGCUGUCGCAGAUACGGUCUCGCUUCCCUCACAAGUACAUCUCCUGAAAUUAAGGAGGCUUAUGAUAGGCUCGACGGCACCAACUUGCACUUACAACGAGUGCAGAGGAUGUAGAUACAAAUGCAGAGCUGAGCAAGUCCCCGUUGAAGGCAAUGACCCUAUAAACAGUGCUUAUCAUUACAGAUGUGUUUGUCAUCGAUAA
Molecule: messenger RNA, 306 nt
Organism: Microthlaspi erraticum
Lineage: Eukaryota; Viridiplantae; Streptophyta; Magnoliopsida; Brassicales; Brassicaceae
Source: the annotation of a GenBank genome assembly